AUUGUUGCUCAUGGUACAAUGUAUGAGAGUGUUGGACCACACGAAACAAUUCAUACAGUUUUGCUUGGCCCGGACAAUGUACGUGUGUUUGUUGAUUUUGUGAUUGUCGAGGAUGCCCUUUUUCCUAUACCCAUCCCAGGAGAAGCAGCCACUGUAGGAGAGGCAUUGGGGUAUCAAUUGGCUUGGCAGAAAAAACUUAUAUUGGUUGAUUACGAGGGAAAUCUUGAAAUUGCUAGCAAUAAGGGAAAUCUUGGAAUUGUUGGCAAUAAGGGAAAUCUUGGAAUUGUUGGCAAUAAGGGAAAUCUUGGAAUUGCUGGCUGUAAGGGAGCCUCAAAAAAUCGUGAAGUGGUUGGCAAUGAGGCUACAUCAAAAAAUGUUGCUUGUGAAAAAAAUUUGGAGUCCAUUCGAUCGUUCGCUUCACUUGCCAAGCAUCUCUUACCCCUUAAAGCCAUAAAAAUGAAAGUCGAGAAGGAUUUACUUGGCGUGGAUGUUGAUUAUCAUCUACAAAAGGUAGACAUGGGGUACAUAUGUGAACUGAAAGAGCUAUCCAUUCAAUGCAUUGUGUUGUUUAUGGGCUAUCUGUAUGAAGUUAUGAAGGCCUCAAACAUGCAUAGAAGUUUUCUCUUUGUCAACCCAUAUCUUACAAGUGUAAAAAAUAAGCCCGGUGAUGACUCAGAUGAAGCAUUGCUUGCAUGUAGACUAGAGGAUGCAAAGUCCGCUGAAUUGGUUUUCGCUCCUUGUAAUAUUGGGGCCCAUUGGGUGUUGUUAGUCAUUGAAGUGUCUACUUCAACUGUAUACUAUCUUGAUUCAAUCAACAGUACAGUCCCUUUGAACAUUAGAAUCCUAAUUAGCACUGCAUUCAUAAUUUAUGAAGGAAACAAGGGAAAUAGGAGGAGAAGUCUACACUGGAAAGUAGUUCAGUGCCCAAAACAACUGAAAGAUGUAGAAUGCGGGUUCUACGUAAUGAUGUUCAUGCGAGACUUGAUUAGAGAUCGGGGCAUCUUGAGCAAAAAUAAUUUCAAUGGAAGGAACACAUAUACGAAAGCUGAAAUUGAUGAAGUGCGAGUCGAGUGGAUAAACUUCGUCAUGACAAAAUAUGAGCAGCAAUUCUUUUAAGCUACACGGAGUACCCCUUAUUACCUGAUACAUGAUGAGCAACACAACUUUUUGGAUUGAGGAAUACAGGCGAGCUGAUUCAUUUGAACGUACACUAGCUAGCAAGUCGUUAUUUAUUUGUAUUCCGUACAUUUUUAAUUAGCAAUUCGCUUUUGAAAGAUGACUGGGAACUUUGUGUACUAGAGAAUGAUUUUAUGUUUUAAUUAUUAAUAUAUAGACUUUUUUCUGUUAGUGGAUGAUUUUAUUUUUU
Messenger RNA from Rhododendron vialii, 1366 nucleotides. RefSeq lists its product as uncharacterized. The record is from RefSeq and is a predicted model, not a curated record. NCBI's taxonomy places the organism in Eukaryota, Viridiplantae, Streptophyta, Magnoliopsida, Ericales, Ericaceae. The transcript has 10 exons. Gene Ontology annotation, molecular function: deNEDDylase activity; cysteine-type peptidase activity. Bases 19 to 1116 code for a protein of 365 amino acids. Gene Ontology annotation, biological process: proteolysis.